Molecule: messenger RNA, 867 nt
Organism: Penicillium malachiteum
Lineage: Eukaryota; Fungi; Ascomycota; Eurotiomycetes; Eurotiales; Aspergillaceae
Exons: 1
Coding region: 1-867 (288 amino acids)
Source: RefSeq, a predicted model, not a curated record
AUGAACUCCAAUUUAUGGAUGCUUGGGGGUUUGAUAGCCGGUGUAGCCGUUGCUGCAACGGCUGUCAUUGAUCCAUCACUCAAGCCUUCAUUUUCAACGGUGGCCAAUGUUUCAAGAGUUGAUUAUAGCCUUUCAGAGUAUGAUCGCAUCGUGCUCCUAGUCGAUGAUGAGCCCUUCUUCUACAAUGGAGUACAACUUAGAGUUGACAAGAUGGCUGGUAUCUGGAACAUGACGGAUGUUGAAAUUGAGCCAUUCUUCCAACUCAUAGCCAAUGAUGGCUUUACAGUGGUCAAUUGUCAACUUACCUGGGCUGAUAUUCAGCCGGAUACAUUCUACAACGCUUCAGAGUCAACCUAUAUCCGAGGUGGUAGAUAUGAAAACUACAAUUAUGUAGCGAAUGUCUCACAUCGCAUUGGUUACGAAGCUGGAGACGAGGCCAACCAGGAGCUAUCGUACAUCAAAUUCGAUUAUAGUGACUAUUCACUCGCUCAGAUCGACGCGGCGAAAGUACGCAUCUAUGUAAAUUCAGCCCCUGAUAAUGAUGUGGCAUUCUCUGCGAACCUUUACGGCAUUGCCAAUGACACUUGGUCUGCAUCUGACCUCACCUGGGCGAAUGCACCUUCUCACGAUGGAGUCAACAUUUCCGGAACAAAAGAUACGGAUUAUUGGUUCACUGAUUCCAACCCUUCCUGGGACCCAAUCAACCAAGCCAGUUACUACGAUUUUGACGCAUCAUCCUUCAUCAGAAACCAUACUUCGAACGGUAUCGCCAGCUUCAUCUUCCAGCCCCAGAUCAACAAUACCGACCUAGCCAACGGUGCUACUCUAUACGGCGCCAAAGGCCCUUUGCCCCCACAACUUUGGUAA